Messenger RNA from Melozone crissalis (California towhee), 4884 nucleotides. It is a transcript of the gene ADAMTS12, whose product is annotated as ADAM metallopeptidase with thrombospondin type 1 motif 12. NCBI's taxonomy places the organism in Eukaryota, Metazoa, Chordata, Aves, Passeriformes, Passerellidae. The record is from RefSeq and is a predicted model, not a curated record. Gene Ontology annotation, molecular function: metalloendopeptidase activity. The transcript is spliced from 24 exons. Gene Ontology annotation, biological process: extracellular matrix organization; proteolysis. Gene Ontology annotation, cellular component: extracellular matrix. The coding region runs from base 1 to 4884 and encodes 1627 amino acids.
AUGCCAUGUGUGCCGCGGAGCCGGGCCGCACGCGUGCUCUCCCUCUGGCUCCUCGUCCUCCACGCCCAAGCGCCCUGCCUGGGCAGGGCCCCGCCGGCCGGCAGUUCCCCGUUCCCCGACGGCGGGCAAGAGCAAUUUGUGAAGACAGUGCCAGAAUACCACGUGGUUCAUCCAGCAAGAGUAGAUGCAAGUGGGCAUUUUCUUUCUUUUAAUCUACACCCUCCCAUCUCAAGUCUGAGGAAGAAGAGACAUCUCGUAAAAAGUGAAGAUGUGGUAUAUUACAAAAUUAAUCACAAGGAGAAAGAUCUGUUUUUUAACUUGACUAUCCACACGGGAUUUCUUUCCCAUAACUAUGUAGUAGAAAGGAGACGUGGCAACCACACCAGGGCGAAGAUUUCAGCUCCCUCAGGAGUUCCUUGCCACUUCCUUGGCACAGCGUGGCAGCCCGGCUCCGGCAGUGGGACAGCAGCCAUCAGCACUUGCAGUGGCCUGACUGGAUAUUUCCAUCUGCCCCAUGGGGAUUACUUCAUUGAGCCCAUUAAAAAGCAUCCACAGAAGGAGGGAACACCCCAUCCCCAUAUUAUCUAUGGUGCAAAUAACCUUCCAAAUGCUUUAAGGAGAAGACGGGCCAUCCCGAUGGAAAAGGAACGAACAUGUGGACUGAAUGAUACCCACAGCUUUUUCAAACAGCAGCAGCAUCGGAGGGAGAGAUGGGAACAAAACCACGCAGCUGCCAGGAGGGUUUCCCGGCGCUCCGUCAGCAAGGAGCGAUGGGUGGAGACACUUGUGGUGGCCGACAGCAAAAUGGUUGAAUAUCAUGGGAGUGACCAUGUGGAGUCAUAUAUCCUCACCAUAAUGAAUAUGGUCACAGGGUUGUUCCAUGAUCCAAGCAUUGGCAAUGCAAUUCACAUUGUGCUGGUGCGGCUCAUCCUCUUUGAGGAGGUGGAGCAAGGCCUGAAGAUAGUGCACCAUGCUGAUAAGACAUUAGCCAGCUUCUGCAAGUGGCAGAAGAGUGUCAAUCCCAAGAGUGAUGUCAACCCCACACACCAUGAUGUGGCUGUGCUUCUUACCAGAAAGGACAUUUGUGCUGGCAUGAACCGUCCCUGUGAAACCUUAGGCUUGUCCCACCUGUCGGGCAUGUGUCAGCCUCACCGGAGCUGCAACAUCAAUGAGGACUCUGGCCUCCCCUUGGCUUUCACUAUCGCUCAUGAGCUUGGACACAGUUUUGGAAUCCAGCACGAUGGAAAGGAGAAUGACUGUGAGCCUGCUGGAAAGCGCCCGUACAUCAUGUCCCGACAGCUGCAGUACGAUCCCACUCCCCUCACCUGGUCCCAGUGCAGCAAGGAGUACAUCACACGGUUCCUAGAUCGUGGGUGGGGAUUCUGUCUGGAUGACAUCCCCCAAAAAGAAGUUUUAAAGUCCCCAAUCAUUGCUCCUGGAGUGAUUUAUGAUGUGCACCACCAAUGCCAGCUUCAGUAUGGUUCCAAUGCUACAUUCUGUGAAGACGUGGAUAACCUUUGCCAGACCCUCUGGUGCUCAGUGAAAGGCUCCUGCCGCUCCAAACUGGAUGCAGCUGCGGAUGGCACUCGGUGUGGAGAAAACAAGUGGUGCUUCUCUGGUGAGUGCAUUACAGUGGGGAAGACUCCCGAAGCAAUCCAUGGCGACUGGGGCAUUUGGUCAUCCUGGUCCCAUUGCACAAGGACAUGUGGGGCAGGAGUUCAAAGUGCAGAGAGGCUGUGUGAUAAUCCAGAACCCCAGUUUGGAGGAGACUACUGCACUGGAGAGAGGAAGCGCUAUCGCAUGUGUAACAUCAGCCCCUGCCACAAGGACUUGCCGACCUUCCGUCAGAUGCAGUGCAGUGAGUUUGAUACAGUUCCCUACCAGAACGAAUUCUACCACUGGGUUCCUGUUUAUAACACAGCAAACCCCUGUGAGCUCCACUGCCGCCCAGUAGAUGGCCAUUUUUCAGAGAAGAUGCUUGAUGCAGUCACUGAUGGCACUCCUUGCUUUGAGGGAAGGCACAGCCGAGAUAUCUGUAUUAAUGGCAUGUGUAAGGCUGUUGGCUGUGAUUAUGAGAUAAAUUCCAACGCAACAGAAGACCAGUGUGGAGUUUGCCUGGGAGAUGGCUCUGCUUGUCGUACAGUGAAGAUGAUGUUUAAUCAAAGCGAAGGAUUUGGAUAUGUUGAUAUUGGGCUAAUUCCAAAAGGUGCAAGGGGAAUCAAAGUCAUGGAAGUUACAGAAUCAGGAAAUUUCCUUGCUAUGCGAAGCAAAGACCCAGAAAAAUACUACCUGAAUGGAGGCUUUAUCAUCCAGUGGAAUGGUGAAUACAAAGUGGCAGGCACAAUAUUUCAGUAUGACAGAACAGGGGAUCUAGAAAAUCUGACUGCUCCAGGACCCACCAAUGAAUCGAUAUGGAUUCAGCUGCUUUUUCAAGAAACUAACCCUGGAAUCGAGUAUGAAUACACUGUACGCAAAGAAGAGAGUAAUGAGAAUGAGAUUGGAGAGCCAGAGUAUUUUUGGCAAUAUGGAGAGUGGACAGCCUGCAGUGUUACCUGUGGAAGAGGGCUGCGGCGGCAGAUCGCGCGCUGCGUGCGGAGGGCGAGCGGAGCCGUCAAAAACUCCUUCUGUGACCCAGCCACGCAGCCCAAGGGGCGGCACAAGAAGUGCCACGAGCAGGACUGCCCGCCCAGGUGGUGGGCAGGGGAGUGGCAGAAGUGUUCGACCACGUGUGGCCCAACAGGGCAGAAGAAGAGAACUGUACUUUGCAUCCAGACAGUGGGAUCUGAUGAGCAGGCACUGGAUGUCACAGAGUGCCAGCACCUGCUUAAACCAAAGACCCAUCUGUCAUGCAACAGAGAUAUCUUGUGCCCAUCUGACUGGACAGUGAGCAACUGGACUGAGUGCACAGUCACUUGUGGUGGUGGAGUAAGGACUCGUAAUGUCACUUGUGCCAAAAAUAAUGAUGAGCCUUGUGACAGUUCCAAGAGACCAAACUCUAAGGCCCUGUGUGGUCUUCAGCAGUGCCCUUCAGCUGGAAGAUUUCUGAUUCCCCCACAGGCACCCAGAAGAGGCAAGAUCAUAAUCAGGAAAACAACUGCUGAUCCUGAACGGAGUCUUCCUCGCAGAAUACCCAGGCCAAACCCCAAGUUCCAUACAACAACAAAAAUGCCCAAGCAUGAAAGUGUAACUCCCUUUUUGCCUACGUCCUCUGGUUUGGUCAAUGUCUCAGGAAAAGAGGGAGCACCCAACAGGACAUUGCAGAGUAAUUUUGCUAAAUCAGGUGAUGUUUACAAUUACCCAGUUGUUUCUACUGAAAAUAGCUCAUAUCAAAAUAGUACUUCAUGGCCUUUUCAUAACAGCUUAAGUACUGAAAUUAUAAGGCAUGCUGAAAACACCUCGAAAAGUGAGCCAGUUUCUACUGCACAGAGUGAGAUGCAAAGAAGUGAGGACACUCCUGUUUCCUCUUUUACCAGUAAUCCAGAAAUAACUUCCAGCUAUGAUUACUUAACUGAGGAAUCUGACAACACUGAUGGGCCACUUGGAGUCAGCAAGAAAGCAGUUGAUCUCUUUUACAGCACAGAGUUCAGUCCUGAAAUCGGGACCAGAAGCACAACCUUGGACACUGCCUCUCCUGUCACUCAGAAUGAGAGUGUGGCUUCUCAGAGCCCACCAGCAUCUCCUCACCAAGACCUUUCUGUGCUCGGUCCUGUCAGCAGAGCUGCUCAAGGGCUGCCAUUUCCAACAGCAGCAAACUAUGUCAGUCUGCAAGUUGAUGUUCCUGUUGUGGAGGUAACAACCCCACAAGCACUGGUUACAGAAAUGCCCACAGAGCUUGGGCAUGCACCGAGAGACCAGGCUGACAGCAGAGAAGAAAUAAAGCUGCCUGACACUGUAACCACUAUCACACCAUCCUCAGCUCCCAAGCAUGCUCUGAACAACCAGAAUGCAGCAUCUGAGGGUGUUUUAGUGAAUGUCACAGACAACAGCCACAUAAUAACAUCCAACAGUUUGCCCAGUGAUGCCUACUGGAUAGUAGGCAACUGGAGUGAGUGCUCUGUGACCUGUGGAAUGGGGGCUUUCUGGAGACAUGUGGAGUGCAGCAGCAGGAACACAUCUCACUGCCAGGACAUGAAAAAGCCUGAUCCUGCAAGGAGGUGUUAUCUGCGCCCAUGUGCUAGCUGGAAAACAGGAAAUUGGAGCAAGUGCUCUGUGAACUGCAGCGGAGGCUUCAAGACCCGAGACGUUCACUGCAUUGAUGUUGGGGAAAAGCGGCUGCUCAGGCCUUUCCACUGCCAGUUACUCGGCUACAAACCACCGCUCAGCACUAGCUGUAACACAGAACCUUGCUUGCAAUGGCAUGUGGAGCCCUGGAGUGAGUGUUCGAGGUCGUGCGGCGGUGGCCAGCAGCAGCGGCGCGUCUCCUGCCCGCGGGAAGGGCGCUGUGACUGGAACAGGAGACCUGAUCCCAUGGCACCGUGUAACAGCCAGCCUUGCACUCAGUGGGUGCACAUGGCCUGGAGCCCGUGUGCUGUUUCUUGUGGAGGGGGCAUUCAGCAAAGAACUGUGAAAUGCAUGAAUACAGAAACUAAGGAAACUGAAGAUGACAGUAUGUGCCUGGAUAAAGCCAAGCCCACAAAAUACCAGAAGUGCAAUCUGCAAGAGUGCAGGAAAAAUACAGGGCUGCCCUGCAGCAAAGACCAGCUGUCAGUUCACUUCUGCCAGAGGCUGAGAGGCAUUGGAAAGUGCUUGCUGCCAUCAAUACAGACUCAGUGCUGCUUCACCUGUAGUCAGCCCCGAAUUCGGAGCAAAGCAAGACAUGGGGAUCAGCACGGCUUCAAACAACAAAAUUACACUAAAUCUAGAAGAAAACCACCUCAAAACUAA